Talaromyces proteolyticus is the source of this 1332-nucleotide messenger RNA. RefSeq lists its product as uncharacterized. The record is from RefSeq and is a predicted model, not a curated record. Lineage: Eukaryota; Fungi; Ascomycota; Eurotiomycetes; Eurotiales; Trichocomaceae. The coding region runs from base 1 to 1332 and encodes 443 amino acids. The transcript is spliced from 2 exons.
AUGGGCUCCGAACGCUUUCCAGUUCACCACAAUGGUAUAUACCGUAACCUGCCAACUUUCGACCCACGCAUCACCGGAUUGACAGCAGUCGUUACUGGAGCCAAUGGCAUAUCGGGCUUCCAUACUCUGCGAGUAUUGCUUGAGAGUCCCGAAAGAUGGCCGACUAUCUAUGCCUUGUCCCGCCGACCUCCUCCCACGGAGAUGCUAGCCCUAAUUCCGGAGUCUCAGCGAUCGCGCGUGCAGCAUGUAGCUGUGGACUUUCUUGAUGAUCCCUCCAAAAUUGCACAAACCCUGAAAUCAUCCAAUGUUAAAGCUGACUACAUCUUCUUUUAUUCCUAUCUCCAGCCUACGCCAUCUCCAGGUGCCCCUGUAUGGUCAAAUGCCGAGGAACUUGUCAAAGUCAAUAGCUCUCUGCUUGACAACUUUUUACAGGCUAUAACACUUGCCAAUAUCACACCCAGACGUUUCCUGCUCCAGACCGGCGCGAAACACUACGGCGUGCAAAUCGGUCGUCUCCGUACCCCUGCUAUUGAGUCUGAUCCUUAUUUAUCUCACCUGGAACCAAAUUUCUACUAUCCCCAGGAAAACUCACUAUUCGAAUACUGUAAAACAAACAAUACUUCCUGGAACGUCAUCCGACCAGCUUGGGUUCUAGGUGCUGUGACCAAUGCGCAAAUGAACGCGCUCUUACCUGUUGCAAUAUACUCAGCCGUGCAAGCUCAAAAAGGAGAGCCUAUAUUCUUUCCCAGCGACUGGGAAACGUGGCAAUAUGAAGGAUACCACUCGACAGCUUCAUUAACUGGUUACUUGUCUGAAUGGGCUGUACUGGAAGAAAAAACCAAGAAUCAGGCUUUCAACGCUCAAGACACCGCCCCCGUGACUUGGGACCGAUUUUACGAAGAGCUCACCCGCUGGUUCGGCGUCGAAAAGGGUAUUGUUCCACCAGAGGAAGACAUAACAAAGUUUGAGGAAUCAAUAGGAAAAGCUGGCGUUGACACGCCGAUUGGAUACGGUCCUCCAUUAGUACAUCGUACCACCUUUAAACUUGUGGACUGGGCCUCAAAGCCCGAAAACAAAGCGGCGUGGUUAGAGUUGCAGAAGAAAUCUGACGGCCAACUCACCGACAACCCGUUCGAUGAUGUCGAGGCGAAUUUUGCUUUUGGUGACCAGGCGUUCAGAAAGGUACCUAGUAUGUGCAUGAACAAAGCUCGACAGUUAGGCUGGACCGGCUUUGUGAAUACUAUUGAAUCUUUGUUCGAGAUAUACUCUGAACUAGGCGACUUGGGUAUGCUACCGCGGUUGAAAGUCGACAAGGCGAAACCGCUUAUCUGA